AUGAGAUUUGUCACUCAUGCCCAGUUCGAGGAGAUUAUCACACCCGAAGUUGUCCUUCAAGUGGUUUCCAGUUUGCAAUGCUAUGCAACUGCACAUGAGCACAUGCGAAUCGCCCAAGACAUCUACUAUGGCACCGAAGAUGGACGUUGCCCGCCUUGCCGCCGGCUUCUUGCUUCCAUCAUUGGGACAGGUCAAGAUGCGGUGAACAGGAUCAAAACUCUGAUGCAAGAAGGCAUGAGUGAUGUAUGCCUUCCUCUUCUUGUUGAAGGAGAAGACACACUGGCUUUACCCUUCAUCACAUGGAAAGAUGGGGGAAAGCACUACCACUAUGUGUUGAGGGGCGGUGGUCCUCUUCCUAUGAAGGGGCCGCUUCCGAUGGAGAAGAACCACAAGAUGAAUGAAGAAGGGGACUUUGGGGAGGUUUUCAAAGUCCAGAUUAACCCCGGUGAUAGGAACUUUGAUCCGGAGACUCAAGAACAUGGUGACUCCAACGCGUCUUCUCGAGCGAAUGAGUUUGACCUGGAAAUUAGAUCUUUGAUUUUUGCAGAGAGUCGUGCCCAAACGGUACUGGGUGCCAACGACAAUGGCCAAACAAAAAGGCAUUCGAUCCAGCCCCUGGCAACAUUUGAGGUGUACGACACGUACGAUCCGGAGUUGACAUUUUACUUUCUAUUCCCUCUGGCAGAUGGCAACCAUUUCAUACCAAGCUCCCGAAUUCGGCAAGGAGGACAUGAUGUCUACGGCUUCGAGACUGAUACCUUUUACAAUGUGUCCCAAACCAGAGACGCCGUCUGGCUAAAGAAAGGCGUCAAAGACUGGAUCAGGAGACUGGAAGAUCAUGAAGACUGCGUCAAAAUUGUCUACGAUCUGCUCAAGAUCAUCGAGAGUGACAUGCUCGAGGUCGACCACCGGAAAAGACUCGGCUCAGAAAAGUUGGUAAUCAAGUUGGAGAAGGUUGGGACUAAAUGGAAACGUAAGCACUCUCUUUAUGGUGAGCGGCACUGGAAGGCAAACGUAUUUGGAUUGGAUACGCCCAAGGAGCAGAAUUCCGGUGCCAUAGCACUUGUUUACUCUCAAGAUCUCCUUUGGAAACCAAGGACUAGGGUGGAUGACCAGGAAAUGGCCCACCCACGGAUAUGGACCACCACCCCCACACCAGCCACACAACCUUAA
This is a messenger RNA of Podospora anserina S mat+, 1173 nucleotides long. RefSeq lists its product as uncharacterized. The coding region runs from base 1 to 1173 and encodes 390 amino acids. The record is from RefSeq and is a predicted model, not a curated record. NCBI's taxonomy places the organism in Eukaryota, Fungi, Ascomycota, Sordariomycetes, Sordariales, Podosporaceae. The transcript has 4 exons.